Lampris incognitus (smalleye Pacific opah) is the source of this 3648-nucleotide messenger RNA. RefSeq names its product potassium voltage-gated channel, subfamily H (eag-related), member 4a (gene kcnh4a). The transcript has 16 exons. Gene Ontology annotation, cellular component: membrane. Gene Ontology annotation, biological process: regulation of membrane potential; potassium ion transmembrane transport. Gene Ontology annotation, molecular function: voltage-gated potassium channel activity. The record is from RefSeq and is a predicted model, not a curated record. Lineage: Eukaryota; Metazoa; Chordata; Actinopteri; Lampriformes; Lampridae. The coding region runs from base 1 to 3648 and encodes 1215 amino acids.
AUGCCUGUGAUGAAGGGUCUCCUCGCCCCACAGAACACCUUCUUGGACACCAUUGCCAACCACUUUGAUGGCACCCACAGCAACUUUCUGCUCGGGAAUGCUCAGGGUAGACAUGGCUUCCCCAUCGUGUACUGCUCCGACGGCUUCUGCGAACUGACAGGGUUUGUGAGGACGGAGGUGAUGCAGAAGACCUGCACCUGCCGCUUCCUCCAUGGGGCUGAGACCAGCGACAGGGUGACCCAGCAGGUGGAGAAGGCUCUGGAGAGCCAGCAGGAGUACCGGGGCGAAGUACGCUUCUACAGGAAGAACGGAAAUCCAUUUUGGUGCCUUGUGGACAUCGUGCCAAUUAAAAAUGAGAAAAGCGAGGUGGUUUUGUUCCUGUUCUCCUUCAAAGACAUCAGUGAUUCAUACGAGAAAAGCCAUCCCAACAGCAGGAGAGAUGAGUUGUCCGAGGGCACCCUACAGAGCAGGAAAAGCAACGGAUCUGUUUUUUCCCAAGCCCGGGAGAGAGGGAGGACCGUUCUGUACCACCUGACCAACCUGUUCUCCAAGAGAGGCGAGGGCAAGCUGGCCAAAGGUGUGUUUCAGAAGCCCUCUCUGCCGGAGUACAAGGUGGCGCCUCUGAAGAAGUCUCAGUUCAUCCUGCUGCACUACAGCAUCUCCAAGGCCUUGUGGGACUGGCUGAUCCUGCUGGCAACCUUCUACGUGGCCAUCACCGUCCCCUACGACGUCUGCUUUGUCAGCCAUGGGGCGGACAGCGAGCGGGCCUCGGCCGCUCAGAGCACCAUAGCCAGCGACAUUGUGGUGGAGAUGCUCUUCAUACUGGAUAUCAUCCUGAACUUCCGAACCACCUACGUGAGCCAGUCAGGCCAAGUGGUAUAUGACGCUCGCUCCAUCUACCUUCAUUACUGCACCACUUGGUUCUUCGUAGACCUCAUCGCUGCUCUGCCCUUUGACCUCCUCUACGCCUUCAACGUCACGGUGACCUCUCUGGUGUACUUGCUGAAGACGUUGCGCCUGCUGCGGCUUCUGCGCCUGUUACAGAAGCUGGAUCGCUACUCCCAGUACAGUGCUGUGGUCCUGACCCUGCUCAUGUCUGUGUUUGCCCUGCUGGCUCACUGGAUGGCCUGUGUCUGGUACGUCAUCGGACGCAAAGAGAUAGAAAGCACUGACCCUGUCACCUGGGACAUAGGCUGGCUACAGGAGUUAGGAAAGCGUCUGGAGACCCCCUACAUCAACAGCACUGCAGGCGGUCCAUCUAUGGCAAGCGCCUACAUCGCCUCUCUCUACUUCACUCUCAGCAGCCUCACCAGUGUGGGGUUUGGAAAUGUGUGCGCUAAUACGGAUGCUGAGAAGAUCUUCUCCAUCUGUAUCAUGCUCAUGGGUGCGCUGAUGCACGCGGUGGUCUUUGGCAACGUAACGGCCAUCAUCCAGCGCAUGUACUCAAGGCGCUCCCUCUACCACACUCGUAUGAAGGACCUGAAGGACUUUAUCCGGGUCCACCGACUCCCUCAGCAGCUCAAGCAGAGGAUGCAAGAGUACUUCCAGGCCACCUGGUCGGUCAACAACGGUAUCAACACAAAUGAGCUGCUGCAUGACUUCCCAGAUGAACUACGGGCUGACAUCGCCAUGCACCUGAACAAGGACAUCCUGCAGUUGCCUGUGUUUGAGCGGGCCAGCAGGGGGUGUUUACGCUCCCUCUCCCUACACAUCAAGACCUCUUUCUGUGCCCCCGGGGAGUACCUCAUCCGCCAUGGAGACGCCCUGCAAGCCUACUACUUUGUCUGCUCAGGAUCCCUGGAGGUGCUGAAAGACGGCAUGGUUCUAGCUAUCCUGGGCAAAGGUGAUCUAAUUGGGGCCGACCUCCUGGGAUACGAGCAGGUUAUCAAGACCAACGCAGACGUGAAGGCGCUGACCUACUGUGACCUGCAGUACAUCAGCGUCAGGGCUCUGCGGGAGGUCCUCGGUCUGUACCCGGAGUACGGCAGCCGCUUCAUCUCUGACAUUCACCAUAACCUCACCUACAACCUGAGAGAAGGCAGUGAAGCUGACGUAAGAUGCAAAGAUCUCGUGCCACGGCACACAAGUAUAGACAACAAACUACCCUUCAUUGUCGAGGCAGACGAUGUGGAACAUGAAGAAAUGGGGGACUGUCAUCAAAAGAGGCUGCCCCUACUCCAUGGGACGUGCAGCCCCGUUCGCCAGCCCUGUCCCGGCAACCUGUUAGGGGAGGAGCUCCACCACGUCAACGCGCUCCGCCUUUGUCGAUCGCCCAUUCAGGGCUGCAGAGGCCACAGCCCCUCUCCCCAGCCGCCCACCAGCGAGGAGGUCUUGCCCAUGGACUUACCCACACGUCUCAGUGAUCCAGGCUCCAGCCAUAGGCCAGCCAAGCUGCUCAUCCCCCCCAUGCACUGUGUCAGCCCACUGGACUUGAGUCCCAGGGUUGUGGAUGGAAUUGAAGACAAUGGUCACACUUUUCAUUUUAAUGUAGAGCAGAGUGAGGGGGAGGCUAAUGGAAAAGACUCAUUGCAGGUGAGUGCUAACCUGCUUCUGGGGACAGAGGAGGUUAGACAGAACAUCAGCAAACUAAACAAAGAGGUGAACAACGUGAACCAAGAAUUAUCCGACCUGACCAAGGAGCUCCAUGAGAUGAUGCAUUUCCUACAGACCCAUAUGCCCAUGCUGCAUUAUACCACUCCAGUCUCCACGUAUUCUUGUGGCAUACAGGUGGCUCACAAUGCUAGUAUGACUUCUUCCAGUGAUUGGCAGACAAAGGUACCUUUUAAUGGAGCCACUGGGCCUCACCUCUAUCAUGAGCCAAUCAACCAUCCUGCCAGAAAUGUUUGGGGCUACAGUGGAAUGCCCACUCAGCAAAACCAAAGUUCCACCAUAGGACAAAAGGUUGAGUUGGAGCAUUUGCACCUGGCAUCCAGUCCCAUGUCAUCCUGUUUACAUCUGUGCUGUUCUGACAGAGACAGAUCUAAUGCUCAUAGCCUACAAAACCAGCGUGACUUCUUCAAGACCUCCAGAACGACGCCCAACUCUCCCUUCAUGACCCACUUACAUGACCAGGGAGGUCAGCCCCUCCUAGGCCCUGGUACUGUCUUUCAAGGCUUCCCGGUGGCUUGUCAAGGUCCUCAGGCGGGAUACAAGACCUCUGUUACAGCUAUGAGCGCCCCUCACCCCUUGUGUUCCCCAGAAAAUCUGAGCCAGUCCCAUCCCUCUCAAAGUGUGCACGUAAACUCUGAUCUCACACACUCGCAGUCUAAAUCCCCCAUGCCCAUCCAUUCUUCCCUCCCCCCUACUGGCCAGCCACAGCUCCAUAGUGCUUUCAGCUCUUUUAAAUCAUCAGGGGUCUACACAUCUAUAAGCCCAUCACACAACCAGGGGCCUCAGGGUUCUUUCAGUGACCACAGGCAGAAUGAUCCGGUAGGAUCCAGCCCUAUCCACCAGACAAAUGAUGUGAGACGUUCUUUGUUGGGGCCGUCAGCAGGAACAGAUUGUAGAGUUUUGGAGUGUCUAGAGUCUAAAACCAGAUCAGAGACGGCCGACAAUGAUUUUGUGGAUUGUCAUGGUGCCAGCAGCAUUUGUCUAACCACAGAAUCUGAAGCACUCUGGGGCCUAGAGGUGAUAUCAGCACCACGCUGA